AUGGCCGGGCGUGCUUAUCUUUUGGUCAGAGAUAUUGCAACUGCGGCCUACGAAAGAUACAGAAAGGAAGAGAUUACAACUGGCACAGCAUUUUGUGUCAUAAACCUGAAAAGACUGAGUAUAAAAAUGAAAAAAUAUCAGCAUGUCUUUUCCCUGAUUUUUGCUGUUCAUGAGAUCAAUAAGAAUCCCAAUCUCUUGCCCAAUGUCACCCUUGGAUUUCACAUCUAUGAUAAUUCUUUUAAUUCAAGAACUACACAUGAAGUCAUCCUGGAUCUACUUUUCACACAGCAAAAGAAUGCACUCAACUACAGGUGUGCUAGGAAAGGUGGUAUACUAGCUAUUAUUGGGGAGUUCACUGAUAAAAGUAUGAUUGAAAUUUUCAACAUCUACAAGAUUCCUCAGUUCACUUAUGGUACCCAUAAAACAUUGCUUAGUGGAAAAACUGGAGCUCCUUCUUUGCACUGGAUAUCCCCAAGAGAAGCUACUCAUCACAUGGGCAUUGUUCAGCUGCUCCAGCAUUUCCGAUGGACAUGGAUUGGCCUAAUUGUUUCCAAUGAUGAUGCUGGAGAAAGUUUUUUACAGAACUUCAUACCUAUCCUUGCCCAGCAUAGCAUUUGUGUUGCUUUUCUGCAUAAGGAUACAGUAAAGAGCUAUGAUAUUGGGGAUAAGUUUAUUGACAAUUUCCUCAAGCUAACACCAGCACUUUUAUUAACUAAAGUCAAUGUGAUUAUUCUUAAGGGAGAAUCUCGGUUAAUCAAUUUCAUAGCAUCCCACAUAAUUUUCUUUGAAUUUGUCACCAAGAUCUACAUAGGGAAAGUUUGGGUUAUGCCACCCCAAUGGUAUUUCAGUGUCACGUCAUCCGGGAUACUUAUUGGUGCGCAACCUUUCCAGGGUGCUUUGUCCUUCAGCAUCAGCACUAAUGUUGUGCCAGGGUUCAGGAACUUUCUUCAGACCUUAAAACCAGAUGAAUCACUGAUGCAUUUCCUCUGUUUGUUCUGGCAAUAUGCCUUCAAAUGUCAUCUUUCUGAGGAAUACGAUAAACUAUUUGAAAAAUGUACAGGGAAUGAAAAGUUGGAGAAUCUACCUAGAAUUAUGUUUGAGAUGCAUAUGACUGGUCAGAGUUAUGCGAUCUACAAUGCUGUCUAUGCCGUAGCCCAUACUUUGCAUGCCGAAUACUUUUCCAGACAAAGGACCAUGCUCAACAGAGGCAAGUUCGAGCAUUUGCACAUUCACCCAUGGCAGCUUCAGUUUUCCCUGGAAAACAUCCACUUUAACAAUGGAGCACAACAUGAAGUCCUGUUUGAGAAUGGAGAAUUAUCUGUUGGGUAUGAUAUUGUCAACUGGGUCACCUUUCCCAAUCAAUCCUACCUUAAAGUCCAGGUUGGAAAAUUUGCUCCAAGCCAUGAGUUCAUCAUCCAAGAAGAUAAUAUUGUUUGGAAUAACAGAUUUCAACAGAUGCCCCCCUGCUCCAAGUGUGUUGAGAGCUGCCAUCUUGGGCACAGCCAGAUAAUUCAGGAGGGGAAACCAGUAUGUUGCUAUGAUUGUGCUCCAUGCCCUGAAAAUAUGAUUUCUAAUGAGACUGAUGCAGUUCUUUGUGUCAAGUGCCCGGAGGAUCAGUAUCCAAGCAGAUACCAAGAUCAAUGUAUUCCAAAGGCCAUCACCUUCCUAUCCUACCAUGAGCCUUUGGGGAUACUUUUACUUUCUCUUGCUCUUUCUUUUGCUGUGAUCACAUGCUUGGUGAUGCAAAUCUUUUUAAAGAACUGGAAUACACCCAUCGUCAAAGCCAACAACCGGCACCUGACGUGCAUUCUUCUUGUCACCAUUCUGCUUUGCUACCUUUCUUCCCUCUUUUUUAUUGGCAAACCAGGGAAGGAUACCUGCCUUGUGCGACAAAUGGCUUUUGGCAUCCUUUUCUCUGUGUCUAUUUCUUGUGUGUUGGCAAAAACUGUUAUUGUGGUCCUGGCUUUUAUGGUCACAAAGCCAGGCAAUUGGUUGAGAACAUUCCUAGGGAAAGAUGUAGCUAACACCAUUGUUCUUUCCUGUUCUCUUAUUCAAGUGGGCAUUUGUAUUGCAUGGGUGUCAACUUCUCCUCCUGCUUCACAUGUUGACAUGCAUUCACAGUAUGGGCAGAUCAUAGUGGAAUGUGAUGAAGGCUCCGUCACAAUGUUCUACUGUGUCCUGGGCUACAUGGGCUUUCUGGCCACCAUCAGCUUCAUGGUGGCUUUCCAAGCCAGAAAAUUGCCAGACACUUUCAAUGAAGCGAAGUUCAUCACCUUCAGCAUGCUGGUAUUUUGCAGUGUCUGGAUCUCCUUUCUUCCAGCUUAUCUGAGCACUAAAGGAAAGCAUAUUGUGACUGUAGAGAUUUUUGCCAUCUUGGCAUCCAACACUGGGCUGUUGGCUUGCAUCUUUUCUCCCAAAUGUUACAUUCUUGUUCUAAAAACUGAUCUUAAUUCCAGAAAGUUGAUGAUACAGAAAAAGAGUUAA
Messenger RNA from Eublepharis macularius, 2484 nucleotides. RefSeq names its product vomeronasal type-2 receptor 26-like. The record is from RefSeq and is a predicted model, not a curated record. Gene Ontology annotation, molecular function: G protein-coupled receptor activity. Bases 1 to 2484 code for a protein of 827 amino acids. The transcript is spliced from 7 exons. Gene Ontology annotation, cellular component: membrane. Lineage: Eukaryota; Metazoa; Chordata; Lepidosauria; Squamata; Eublepharidae. Gene Ontology annotation, biological process: G protein-coupled receptor signaling pathway.